Molecule: messenger RNA, 6980 nt
Organism: Ziziphus jujuba (common jujube)
Lineage: Eukaryota; Viridiplantae; Streptophyta; Magnoliopsida; Rosales; Rhamnaceae
Product: disease resistance-like protein DSC1
Exons: 8
Coding region: 344-3850 (1168 amino acids)
Biological process (GO): signal transduction; defense response
Molecular function (GO): ADP binding
Source: RefSeq, a predicted model, not a curated record
AAGGAAGAGAAUCUUUUGCAAAAAGUCGAAAUGCGUGGAGAAAAACCGAAAAAGUUGGUAACGAUAACCCCACACGGACUGGUUUCGUAGCUUAAUUUCUACGUUCAGGUCCAAACCGAAUCAAUAAAGUACUAAAAGUUGGUCUGCUUGCAAUGCUCAUGCUAAGCUUAAGCUUUAUUAUAUUUUCUCCGAUUGAUGUAGCUAGUUUAUGGUAAAGUGUAACUAUUUUCUGAUCAACUCUAUCUCUGCCCCUCUUCACAGAAGAGAGAGUUUCUGAGUAAGGUUUAACUUUCCCAUCUAUAUUUUCCUUUUACUUGUGGAUUUGCAGCUGGUUAUAGCAAGCAUGGCUUCUUCUUCCUCUCUUUCUUUUCAAGAAAGGUACGAUGUGUUUCUCAGUUUCAGAGGUGAGGACACACGCAAUACAUUCGCUAGCUAUCUUUAUGCAGCUUUAUCAGCAAAACAGAUCUUAACUUUCAUGGAUCACGAGCUUGAGAGAGGGGAUGAAAUUUCACCCACACUUACCAAAGCCAUCGAAGAAUCCAAGAUUUCCGUGAUCAUUUUCUCGGAAAACUAUGUUUCAUCCACUUGGUGUUUGAAUGAACUCGUGCACAUACUUGAAUGCAAGAAAACAAGAGGGCAGGUUGUUAUGCCAAUCUUUUAUGGCAUAGAUCCAUCAGUUGUACGAAAACAGAAUGGGAGUUACGGUGUUGCAUUUGCUCAACUUGAAAACCGUUUCAUGGAUAGAAUGGAGAAGGUAAAUCAAUGGAGGGCUGCUUUAACUGAAGCGUCCAAUCUAUGUGGAUUGGAUUCAAAGGAUUUCAGGCCCGAAGCCAAAUUAGUUCAAAGAAUUAUUGAAGAUAUCUCAUUGAAGUUGCGUAAAUAUCUAUCUCUAAAUCAUCAUUUCAAAGGGCAUCUCGUUGGAAUUGAAAGAAAAAUCGAGAAAAUUGAAUCAUUACUAUCCAUUGGCUUAAAAGAUGUUCGCAUUAUAGGUAUUUGGGGCAUGGGAGGUAUUGGGAAAACCACCCUGGCUAGUGUUGUAUUUCAAAAAUUAUCAAAUUCUCAUUUUGAAGGUUGCUCUUUUCUUUCAAAUGUGAGGGAAGAGUAUGAAAGACAUGGAAUAAAUCAUUUGAGAAAGACGUUUCUCUAUGAGUUAUUAAAUGAUAAAGCUAUUCUAAAGAUGGAUACCCCAUUUGUAGCAUCACCUUAUAUUUUCGACAAACUUCGUCGUAAAAAGGUGCUUUUGGUUUUGGAUGAUGUGGAUAGUUCGAUCCAAUUAGAUGCUUUAGUUGAAGGAUAUGAUCAGCUUGCUCCUGGAAGUAGAAUCAUUGUUACAACUAGAAAUGUCCAAGUGCUCAAGAAAGUUGCUGAUAAUAUUUACAAGGUUGAGCGAUUAAGUGACAUUGAAUCUCUUGAGCUCUUCCAUUUACAUGCUUUUGGAAAAAAUUCUCCUCUGAUGGACGAUGAAGUACUAUCAAAAAGGGUGGCAAGUUAUGCAGAUGGAAAUCCAUUAGCUCUUAGAGUCUUGGGUUCUUUCCUUAAUUCCAAAAGCAAAGAAGAGUGGGAAAGUGCAAUAAAUAAAUUGCAAAUAUUUCCAAACAAGGACAUUUUAAAUGCGUUGACGAUUAGUUAUGAAGGACUAGAUGACAAAGGGAUCCAAAAUAUAUUUCUUGACAUUGCAUGUUUAUUUAAUCAAUCUUUUUCUAGAGAUGAUGCAGAAAGCAUAUUAGGUUUCCAUGAUUCAUUUGUGAAAAUAGGAAUAAGUGUUCUUAUUGACAAGUGUUUGAUUGAAAAUGAUGCAAUUUCCACACACGGUGACCUACGGAUGCAUGAUUUAUUGCGCCAAAUGGGCCGGACCAUUGUCCGUGACGAGCAUAAAGAGCCUGGAAACCGUAGUAGGUUAUGGGAUGCUGAAGACGUCUGUCGCAUUUUGGAAAGAAAUAAGGGAACUGAAAUGGUUGAAGUCAUAUCAUUCAAUAUGUCUGACAUUAGCAGAGAUGUGAAAAUUAGUCGUUCAGCCUUCUCAAAGAUGUGCAAUCUACGAGUUCUCAAAAUUUAUUGCGAUCGUAUUUUUGACACCAAGUUCAAACUAUACCUUUCUCAAGAUCUUGAUUCUUAUCUUUCGGAUACAUUAAGUUAUUUUCAAUGGGACUUAUACCCUUUGAAAUUGUUGCCAUCAAAUUUUAAUCCUGGAAAUCUUGUUGAACUGAUACUACGUGGCAGCCUUGUUCAAAAACUUUGGAGUCAUGAAGUUCAGUCUCUUCCAGUGUUAAGAAGGAUGGAUCUUAGUCAUUCCAAACUCCUUACAGAAAUACCAGAUCUGUCUCAUGUGGCUCCGAACCUGGAAAGUUUAAAUCUUGAAGGCUGUACAAGUUUGGUUCAGGUUCUUCCAUUCCUUGAAAAUCUUGAGAAGCUUAGUUAUCUAAAUUUGGCUGGUUGCUCCAAACUUGGAGAUUUAAAAGAGAUAUCAAGGAGCACAUGGUAUUGGGAUCUAGUAAAGAGUGGAGGCAUUAAGAACUUUCUGAGUAAUAUUUGUCAGCAGAAGUUGAGAUUUCUCAAAAGUUUUACAAACAAUAUUUUGUCUGUCUCGUCACCCGAAGCCCACAUUUGCAAAAAGUUUCCGAUGAAUUUAACAAGUCUAAAUUUGUCUGGGAUACCAAUAGAUGCACUGCCGUCAUCAAUUGGGAGUCUCUCUGGUCUUGUUCACUUGUAUUUGUCUGAAUGCGAAGAGCUUAAAAGUCUUCCAACCAGCAUUUACAAGCUGAAAUCUCUUGAAUCACUAGAUUUGUCUGGUUGUGUAAAACUGGAAAAGUUUCCUGAAAUCCUAGAGCCUUCAGAACACCUAAAAAUUGAGUCUAUCUCAAACAAGUUGUGUGAUUUAACGAACCUUGAGUGUUUGUGGCUCGAAGGUUGUUCAAAACUUGAAAGAUUGCCUCCCUUACCACCUGCUUUGUUAUCAUUGGACGUCCAAGAUUGUGAGAGCUUGAAAUCACUAGCGGAUCUUCCAUUAUUUUGUAGAAGUGUGAAUGCAAGACAUUGCACAUCACUGGAGAAAAUAUCAGAUUGGCCUGCAUACCCACAUGGACUGUUCCCUGAGUAUAGCAGAGAUGUUGACUUUUUCGGUUGUGGAAAGUUGGAUCAGAAUACACGCAACACCAUCAUAGCUGAUUAUGCAAUUUUUAAAAUGCUUGAAUCUGAGAUAUCAGAUUUAGUAUUUUGUUAUCCGGGUGAUGAAAUUCCAAAGUGGUUCAGCUAUCAAACUUCAGGGAGUUUACUGAAUAUUAAAAAGCUUCCUCCAUUAUGGAAUAAUGACAACUUCUUGGGUUUGGCUAUUUGCGUUGUUCUUGAUCUGAAUAAAAUUAAACAUCCUCUAGGUAUUUUAAUUAAUUUUAAACUCAAUUUCAUAACAAAUGAUGAUGAUUGUCCUUGUGAGUUCCGGUCACACCAGGUUAUUGAGACAGACAGAGAAUGUUUAGAUCAACAAGUGAUGCGGUAUUUCCCAAAAGGGUUGUUGCAAAAUUCAAAUAAACCGUCUAACCUAAAUUGGCCCUCUAGUUGUAGCAGUGAGGCCUCUUUGCAUGUCUGGCCUUCUUUCCAUGACUUUGAGGAAGAUGACAUCUUCGGGAAUGAGUAUUGCAAGAUAAAGAAGUGUGGGGUUUGGUUGGUAAACAAGGAAGAUUUAGAGAGACUUAAUGCAGAAACUAUUAAAAGUAAGAGAAAGAGACGAGGCUUUGAUGAUGAAUGUUGUGAAGCUAGUGUAAGUGAUCAAUUUGUAUCCUCUGGCUCUCGUGAGGAGGAAGGCGACGAUGAAUCACAUCCUACCAUUAGUUCAAAGAAAUUCAGGCUUAUGUGAUGUCACUAGUGGCUUAAAGUACAAACAACCGUGUGAGCUUGAGUUGGUGAAUGAUGAAGAUGCAGAGCAAUUGGAUGAAAAGACAGAGACAUAAUAUCCUAAGAUUACUUUGAUGAAAAUGAAGUAUAUUCUAUGACUCCUUAGUUUCAGGUUAUGAAGAAUAUGCAGGCACCACCACACUUAGAAAAGUCCUCUCUCUUUUCUACUUGCGGUAUUGAAGUUGGGAUACCCUGUUUGUGUGCAUGUAUCCGUAUGAAUUUCUUUAAACAUUCUUAUCUUUCUUAGUAUCAUGUUGUAAAUGUGUACUUUAAAGGCUUUCCUAUAUUUCAAGAAAACUAGAGUUAAAGGAAAAAGAACUGUAUUCUUGAUCUAUUUAUUAUUUAUUUUUUUUCCUACUUCCUAUCAAUUUGGUGUUAUUCUCUGCCUAAUGGUUGAUAAAAUGUGUUUGUGUAUAGUUGGUGAUCAUUUUUGUGUUUGGAAGUUGUUUGCUUGCAUGAAUACUAUUUUCAUCACUAACAAAUCGUAGACUCAGCAUAUGGCUUUGUACUUGAAUUUCAUAAUGUCAAUUUGGUAUAUGCUUGUUCUCUAAAACGGACAUGGCCUUUCAGAAAUGGUCCAAUAGGCUUUUAACCUUACAUUAAUCCUUCAGAUGGUGGGAUUCUUAAUUCCAUUUGUUCCUUGUUUUUUUCACAUCCUAAAAGUACUUAAGAUAUAUAAGACAGGCCUUAAAAAUAAAUUAAAAAAAAACAAAAAAAAUCAAGUUCACUGAUGCAAGAUCUGCAAAAAGGCCUCAGAUUCUUCAAAAUUUGCAUGUGGAAAGGAUAAGCACAACUAAAGCAGCAAUCACCUGUCUCUGCAUAUUCAUUAUUUCACUAGCUUUCCUUUAGUGCCAUGGAAAACAGAAAUCAACAGAAUUCUACAAAGUUAUAUGGAUAAUGGGUCUGGUUGUCUAAAACUUGACAAUUUAGAGCCUAUGGAACACUUGACAGAUCUUUGGUUAGAUGAAACAGGGAUUAAAGAGUUAGCUGAGUCAAUUGAAAACCUAGUUUCCCUCAGAGAUUCAUAUAUACAAACGUGUAAGGACAUUGAGUUUCUACCCAAUAGCCUGUGCAAUCUAUGGAAACUUGAGAGGCUAAGCCUCGCAUCAUGUUCAAAGUAAAGAAUUGUCUCCCUUCCACCUGCUUUGCUGACUUUGCGGUAAGUGGUUGUGAGAGCUUGAAAUCAAUACCAGUGAUUCCAUCAUUACGUUUUGGGCCAUUUUCAAGAGGGUGCAUGUUAUUGGAGAACAUAUAAAAUUAGAGGCCUCCACUCUUAAAAGAUUGAAAUGUUAGUAACCGUAGUUCUUAAUCUUUUUGACUUUUAUGUUGUGAAAAAUGGAUCAGAAUACAUGCAAGGGCAUACUGGCUGAUCAUGCUGUCAUUAAAAUUCUUUCUUGUACAAAAUUUGAAAGUACUGUGCUUUAAUCAGUUAUGAAAUGUUUAUAUUUUUCAGCAUGUUGAUUAAUUUUAGAUAUUCUUGAUACAAGGCCCAAAUUCUCAUGAAUGCUGUUAUCCAGGAGAUGAAAUUCCACAGCAGUUAAACUAUCAAAGUUGUGGGACUUUGAGUCAAUAAUAUUAUUCUUCCUCCAUUUUGGAAUAACGACAACUUCUUGGGUUUGGCUUUUUGUAUUGUUCUUGUCCAGAAUAAAUUUGCUACCGGUUUACGUCUUGGUAGUGAUAGUAAACUCAGCUUCAAAACAAUCCAUGAUGAGCAUCCGUAUGAAUAUCAUGAUUCUUUGGAUCCUAAGGAAAUUGGGGAUGAGGUUGAGUCAGAUCACUUGCUCAUGUGGUGUUUCCCAGAACCAACUUUGCAACAUUCAGACGAAAUGUUUGGUAUAAAUUGGCCCUCUACUUGGAGCACUGAGGUCUCUUUGCAAGUCUGCCCUGCCUACGGCCCUACUGUAAUUAUAGAGUUUGGGAUGAUGUCAACAACUUUGGAAGCGAGUGUGAUAAGAAGUUUGGUACUCAAUUUGUAUACAUGGAAGAAAUAGAGAGAUUUAAUGCAAAAAUUAGAAGUAAGAUUAAGAGAUCCCUUUGAUGAAUAUUGUGAACCAAGUGGAAGUGUUGGCUCUUAUGAGGAAGAUGACAUUGAUGAAUCACGUCCUACCAUUAAGUCUAGGAUACUCAAGGUUAUGUGACCGUGCGCAAUUUGAUGUUGAUGAUGAUUGUGGAACCAGUUUAUAAUGUGAAUUUGAUGGCUUUGACAUAUGAGGAAGAAGAAAAUACUAUGAAUAAUUCGAAGAAAAUCAAGCAUAUUCUGUGAUUCCUUAGGUUCAGGGCAUGAGGAAACUGUGUGAUACAUGCAGCAUGACCUGAUGACCACUCUUUAGCUUCAAAUGAAUGAUGUGGAUCUCAUCAAUAUCUUUGUUAAAGCUUCUCAGCACUACCAUUGAGUUAAUACAUGGACAGCAUACCCUUGGGACCCUCAGAUUUAUUCUUUCUAAAAUAUGGUGUGGGACUCCAUAUAUUGUUUCAUUUCUCUUUGACUGAUUUUAUUAAUGAUAUUUUCUAGCUUUCUUCAACAAGUUUCUUUUGGAUGAGAGAACUUAAGGAAUCCAAUGCUUGAAACAUUAUAUACACACGGAGAUAAGCUAAGGAAAAAAACCAUCAUCAGAGAAGACAAAGAAAAGUCAGAUUAAUUCUUAGAGGCUUCUGAAGCAUAUUGUGUAAGACUACGUCAAAAGAAGUGAAAAUCUGUGUUGGAAGAAACUGUGGCAACUCUGCAGAAGAGAAAGGAGGAAUUCGGAUUAAAGUAAAGACGACAAAAGAAGAAGCAGCUCAAGUGCUAUUAAAGUGUAAGAAUGGCGGUGUUCUUGAGUUUAAGGAUUUGGCGUCUGAGCUCGUAUAAAUCCCAUUGAAUAGUGUUAGUGCUCUGCCUCCCAGCAGCGGUAGUGGUGUAUCGCUUAUGACUAUCCCUAGAGAAGUUUAACUUUAGUUCUAUCUAUACCAGUAUGUAUAUAUAUAUAUACAUAUAUAUGCAUGUAUAUUUGUUGCUAAUAAAGAGUACUCGAAAGCAGUAGUACUUGAUAGAUUCCUAGUGCGACGGUUCUCAUUUCUGAGUCAUCUUUUAUAUAUAAGCUGAUUUAGUUCGA